AUGCCACCCGCCAGCCCCCACAUAACCAUCCUCUCCCCCCAGACCAACACCUCGGUCCACUCCCAUCUCGUCAUCAUCAUCGGACAAGCAAGCCCCGCACCUCCACAGGGCUCGUACGUCACCGUCACAACACCUGCCCAGCUCCGGUACAACUUUCCAGUCCACGCUUCGGGCAGGUUCAAGGUCGUCGCACCUCUUGUCCCCGGUCCCAAUGCACUGCACUUUAACGUUGGCGGCGUGACUGCCGACCACAUGCUUGCAUACGAGCCCCAGCCGAACAACCCCGCCAUCGACCUCGUCAUUGUCGCCGGCCGCGACUCGCCCCUGCGCUUUGACGAUGUGCGCCCUACCACCCUCGACGAUGCGGUGCGUCGCUACCGCAUGGCUGCAUACCUGUGGCAAGCAUACACGAGCGAGCAGAUGACCCGUCACGGGUUUGGACCGCGUACCUUUCAGUUUACAGAGGAGCGCGGCAACGACACGACGGUCGGUCCGCCAGGCAGCCUAGGCCCACAGGCGAGCGUCGCCAAGAUUACGGUCGUGCGGAGCAAGCGUACAAUGGCCGAGAUCCGUAACACCAAUCUUGCACAGCAGAACAAGCAUGCCCAGUCAAAGGAGUCGCUCUUUGACAUUGCCGGCAACGCUGUCAAGGAGGCUCCCGAGUUCUCGGGUGACAAGCUCAAAGGUCGCCAGUUUGUCGCCCUCAUCAUCGAUGCGACACACACUCGCGAUGGCCUCAUCACGGGCCAUGCUGCGCUGGGUGGAAACAUUGGGGGCAACCCCUUUGCCAUCUUUGGCUCCCACACCUGCUUCUCGUGGCCAACCUGUGUCGACGAAAUUCCCCAGGCGUUCUUGAGCCAACAGCCCGUCGACACGCGGUACUGCGGCAUCGACUGCGAAGGUAAAGUGUACGGCAUGGCUGCCAACGUCGGCAUUGGCGCCAUGAUGCACGAGGUCGGCCACUCGCUCGGCUCACCACACCAGUCGUCUGGUGUCAUGCUCCGCGACUACACCCGGUUGCACAAGAGCUUCCUCGCCGUUGACGCCGACGACAACAACGAGUGCGCGUGGCACCGUCUCGAUGCUCUCCGCUACGUCGGCCACCCAGGCUUCGCUUCACCAUAUGAGCAGUCAAGAGGCAUUGACGCAGCCCGACAGCCCAUCCUCCUCACUGCCACUCACGACAUGCUGCACGUCUACACCCCAACGUCCCGCAUUCUGGCCAUCGAGUACCGUAUGCCCGGCAAGGAGACGGCAGACACGUUCACCGACUUUACGACCCAACAGAACGGGCCGCCCAACUCACACUCGUUCCAGCGCCAGUACCUCGACAGCAAAGGCUUUGACCGCAUCACCGUGCUCACCACAGACGGCGGCAGGCUCAACGACGUCCAGCUCAAGGACACCAUCGGCAUGUACCCAACCCGGCCUGGAGUCGUGCGGACCAACGAGAUGGGUCGCCAGAACGGAAACGCAGUUACCAUACCCGUCCCGCCCAACCUCAACCGUAUCCGAGUCCACGCCGGUAUGGCACUGGAUGGCGUGGAGCUCUUCCCCGGUGGACUCAUCUUUGGCAAACGAGGCGGCCGCCCAGCCGACUUCAACCUCCAAGGCGGAGAGUUUGUCAUUGGUUUCAACCUGCGCUACGGCGCUUGGGUGGACGGUAUCCAGGUCGUCACUAACCAGCGCGUCAGCCAGUGGUUUGGUAAUGGGACCGGCGGUGGACCAGGGGAGGCUCGUGUCCCGGCUGGAUACAGAUGGUCGGCCAUUGUCGGUCACGUUGCCGACUGGUGCCAAGGUAUCGGGUUUGAGUUUGAGCCUGCGCAGCACUAG
This is a messenger RNA of Apiotrichum porosum, 1833 nucleotides long. RefSeq lists its product as uncharacterized. Bases 1 to 1833 code for a protein of 610 amino acids. The record is from RefSeq and is a predicted model, not a curated record. NCBI's taxonomy places the organism in Eukaryota, Fungi, Basidiomycota, Tremellomycetes, Trichosporonales, Trichosporonaceae. Gene Ontology annotation, cellular component: cytoplasm. The transcript has a single exon.